GGAAGACUAGAGGAAUGUGUUUGAGGUUUCUCGGAGAGUUCAGCUGGUAACGUGCUAUCUGCCAAAAGAAGACAACGAAAGGAGAAAAGAAGGAUAGAAACUCAAACUAAACUAAUGAAAACAUGCCCCAUUUUACUGUGGUACCAGUGCAGGAUAACUCACCGUCCUAUGACAGUCUGGAGGGAAUAAACUGGGUGGAUUACAGAGACACGGGACAGGGAGGAUACCCUGAGCAUGGAGAUACAGUCAGUUCGGAUGGUCAUGGUACUCAUAAAGAAGACAGUCCGUUCCUCAGCAGAUCAGACUCAUCAUCUAAGAGGAAUGACUUCUAUGACAAAAACCUGGCCCUGUUUGAGGAAGAAUUGGACAUCCGGCCAAAGGUCUCCUCUCUUCUCAGCCGUCUGGUCAAUUACACAAAUGUUACUCAGGGUGUCAAAGAGCAUGAGGAGGCAGAGAAUGCUGAUGAGUCCAGAAGACGACUCCCUAAAUCUCCAAAUAUGGGCACUCUGAUGGGAGUCUACCUACCAUGCCUGCAAAACAUCUUUGGUGUGAUUCUCUUCCUGCGCCUCACAUGGAUCGUAGGAACAGCAGGUGUCGUCCAGUCCUUACUCAUCGUUCUCAUGUGCUGUUCGUGUACGAUGUUAACUGCCAUAUCGAUGAGCGCCAUCGCCACAAAUGGUGUUGUUCCAGCUGGUGGAGCUUAUUUUAUGAUAUCUCGCUCUCUGGGUCCUGAGUUUGGUGGUGCAGUUGGUCUCUGUUUUUAUCUGGGCACAACGUUUGCAGCUGCCAUGUACAUUUUGGGAGCAAUUGAAAUUUUUCUGAAAUAUCUGAUUCCUCAAGCAGCCAUAUUUCAUCCCACAAAUAUCCAUGCAGGGAACGGUGCAAUGUUGAAUAAUAUGCGGGUGUACGGCACAAUUUGUUUGAGCCUCAUGGCUAUGGUUGUUUUUGUGGGGGUCAAGUAUGUCAACAAGUUUGCCUCUCUCUUCCUGGCCUGCGUCAUAAUUUCAAUCGUUUCCAUCUAUGCCGGAGCUUUAAAAUCCAUCUUUCACCCACCAGAUUUUUCGAUUUGCAUGCUAGGCAAUCGCACUUUAGCUUGGGAUAUUUCUGACAUUUGUGCAAAGACAGUAAUUGUUGGUAAUGACACUGUUCCCACCAACCUGUGGAAGAAAUUCUGCAAUUCUGAGAACUCCAGCACAGCUCAUUGUGAUGAGUACUUUCUGCAGAACAAUGUUACAGAGAUCCAGGGCAUUCCUGGGUUAGCCAGUAGCAUCAUCAAAGAGAACAUGUGGGGGGAUUACAUGGAGAAAGGACAGAUUUUAGUGAAAGCGGGUUUGCCCUCUCUUGAUGUCCAUGGCUCCAUGGAGAGCUUUGGCUUUUAUGUGACUGCUGACAUUGCUACUUCCUUCACACUCCUGGUGGGAAUCUUCUUUCCUUCUGCUACAGGCAUUAUGGCUGGAUCAAACCGAUCUGGAGAUCUAAGAGAUGCACAGAAGUCUAUUCCUAUAGGGACAAUUAUGGCUAUUACAACUACCUCUCUUGUCUAUUUCAGCUCUGUGGUUCUUUUUGGCGCCUGCAUUGAGGGUGUAGUGCUUAGAGAUAAAUUUGGAGAAGCAGUCAGUAAAAACUUGGUGGUUGGCACACUUUCUUGGCCCUCCCCAUGGGUGAUUGUGAUUGGCUCCUUCUUCUCCACAGUGGGUGCAGGACUUCAGUCCCUGACGGGAGCACCUCGCCUCCUGCAAGCCAUCGCUAAGGAUAACAUCAUUCCUUUCCUAAGAGUGUUUGGACAUGGUAAAGCUAACGGAGAACCUACAUGGGCUUUGUUGCUAACAGGACUCAUAGCAGAGCUUGGCAUCCUUAUUGCUUCACUUGAUAUGGUCGCUCCUAUUCUCUCUAUGUUUUUCCUGAUGUGCUAUCUUUUUGUAAAUUUGGCAUGUGCAGUGCAAACCCUUUUAAGAACACCGAAUUGGAGGCCAAGGUUCAAAUACUACCACUGGGCUUUAUCUUUUCUGGGCAUGAGUAUGUGUUUGGCCCUUAUGUUUAUCUCUUCAUGGUAUUAUGCCAUUGUAGCCAUGGUCAUUGCUGGUAUGAUCUACAAGUACAUUGAAUAUCAGGGAGCAGAGAAGGAGUGGGGAGAUGGAAUCCGUGGCUUGUCUCUUAGUGCAGCACGCUAUGCUCUCCUUCGCCUGGAGGCUGGACCACCCCACACUAAAAACUGGAGGCCACAGCUGCUGGUUCUGCUGAAGUUGGAUGAGGAUCUGCAUGUGAAGUAUCCCAGAAUGCUUACCUUUGCCUCACAGUUAAAAGCAGGAAAAGGUCUAACCAUCGUAGGAUCUGUGAUUCAGGGCAACUUUCUGGAAUGUUACGGAGAAACACAGGCCUCAGAACAGGCAAUAAAGAACAUGAUGGAGAUCGAGCGAGUGAAGGGCUUCUGUCAGGUAGUGGUCGCCUCCAAAGUGAGAGAGGGGGUUGCACACUUGAUCCAGUCCUGUGGUCUGGGAGGGAUGAAGCACAACACAGUUGUUUUGGGCUGGCCAUACGGCUGGAGACAAAGUGAAGACCCUCGUGCUUGGAAAACCUUCAUCAAUACAGUGCGGUGUACUACAGCUGCCCACCUCGCCUUGAUGGUCCCAAAGAAUGUGUCGUUCUAUCCUAGCAACCACGAGCGCUUCACUGAUGGAUACAUUGACGUCUGGUGGAUUGUGCAUGAUGGUGGCAUGCUUAUGCUUCUACCUUUCCUUCUCAAACAACAUAAGGUCUGGCGUAAGUGUAAGAUGCGAAUCUUCACCGUUGCCCAAAUGGACGAUAACAGCAUUCAGAUGAAAAAGGACCUGGCAACCUUCCUGUACCAGCUCAGAAUAGAAGCAGAGGUGGAAGUGGUUGAAAUGCACGACAGUGACAUCUCAGCAUAUACGUAUGAGCGGACACUCAUGAUGGAACAGAGGUCACAGAUGCUAAAACAAAUGAGACUGUCCAAUGCAGAGAAAGACAGAGAGGCCCAGCUAGUAAAGGACAGGCACUCAUUAAUAAGAAUGGGCAGUCUGUAUUCAGAUGAAGAGGAAGAAACCAUUGAAGUAGUGCCAGAGAAGAACCAAAUGACUUGGACUUGUGAUAAAGUGGAAGCAGAGAGACGAAACAGAAACAAUGCACCGGAAAACUUCAGAGAACUCAUCAGCAUCAAACCUGAUCAGUCUAAUGUUCGGCGGAUGCACACAGCUGUUAAGCUCAAUGAGGUCAUAGUUAACAGAUCCCAUGAUGCCAGACUGGUUCUGCUUAACAUGCCAGGUCCUCCACGCAAUCAAGAGGGAGAUGAAAACUAUAUGGAAUUUCUUGAGGUGUUGACAGAGGGUCUAGAAAGAGUGCUGCUUGUAAGAGGUGGAGGUCGGGAGGUCAUCACAAUCUAUUCCUGAAAGGCCAAAGAUCAAUACACACACCACUUGUGUUAAUGCGUAGUCAUACAGUGUUAUUUAAAGAAUAUGCAUAUUGAACUGCACACAGUCUAAUGCCAGACUAUAUAUGAAUCAUGCCUAGAGUAAUUGGGGAUAAUAGGGUUUUAAACUAAAGCGCACAAAUGAAUUUUUGUCUAGUUUAUUUCACUUAAAUGUCACGUUUUGUCUGUUUAAAAUGUAUACCUUUUGAAAUGAACACAUUUUGCAACUUAGAAAUUAGUUCCAGAUUUAGGCCAGAAUUGUGAUUUAAGCAACAAUCUUCUUUAUGUGAAUAAAAUAGGAACAGAGUAUGGUUACCCCUUAAACCAUAGAGCUUUUACCAUCCAUGAUGAAUUCAACCAACUGAUAGUCACAGAAAUCUUUGCUCAUUUUUCCGUGGCAUUCUCACGGAUUGGUUACUCAACUGUUUUGUCCUAUUUUCUUACCAUUGUCGCUUCGGUUUAGGGUUAGAUUUACAUAAAAUGACAUUCCUACCCAAACCCAACUCUAACCCCAACGCCAAACUUUUUUUAAGUUUAGAAAAUAUAAAAGAAUACAUCAGAAACCAAUACUUAAAGUGACAUACUAACGCAAACACGAAAUCUAACCCUAAAAAGAAGCGACAAUGGUUUGAAAAUAGGAAAAAGCAGUUGAGUAACCAAUCCGUGAGAAUGCCACGGAAAAGAAAGUCCGUGGCAGGACCACAGAAAAAUGCGGAGAUCCGUGAGUAUGCCACAAAAAAUGAGUCAGAACAUAUUAACAAACUUCACCAAAAAUAGCCUUUUAUAUUAUUGUAAUUUAUUGAAUUAUGUUAAAUGACAUGCAAGACACCACAACAUAAUGAGCAAGAGCAAACGCAAAAAAGAAAUGGUCAAUCUGGUUUAUUUGGCCAAGUUGCCAAAUCCAUUUGCUUCCAGGACUUUUAAUUUUUUCAUUUGUGUGCUCAUCCUUUUAUUUAUUUCUAUUUAUUUAUUUGCAGAAACUCCCCAUUGUAUUGAAAGUUAAGUUAGGCAAAAACCAAAGGAGGUAAGGUGGGAUAGAUGCUGUUUAUGAACAGCUUUGUAGAUUUUGUAAUUUAUAAAUGGGUUGUUAAAAUUUUAAAUAACAGAAGAACUGUUUUGUAAGUGAAUUGUUUUUUGUAAGUAAACAUACUGCAAAUGCAUUUUAGUAUACAACUCGUAAUGAGAAGGAGACAUUUUAGAUACUGAUACAAAGUCUUUAUUCUGUUUGUAUGGCAUGAUUACUGUACAGACAAAAUACAUUUGUUAUACAAAUAGAAGAAAUAUAUGGAAGACUAUAUUGAUAUAUAUAUAAAUAUAUUGACUAAUAACAUCAUAUCUGGAAUAAAAAGACAAUGUUGCUUUA
This is a messenger RNA of Paramisgurnus dabryanus, 4790 nucleotides long. It is a transcript of the gene slc12a4, whose product is annotated as solute carrier family 12 member 4. Gene Ontology annotation, molecular function: potassium:chloride symporter activity. Gene Ontology annotation, biological process: chemical synaptic transmission; cell volume homeostasis; chloride transmembrane transport. The record is from RefSeq and is a predicted model, not a curated record. Gene Ontology annotation, cellular component: plasma membrane. Lineage: Eukaryota; Metazoa; Chordata; Actinopteri; Cypriniformes; Cobitidae.